CACGUCGAUUCAUAACGACGGCGUUACAGUCAGCGUUCGGUGGGUUGCUGGUCGAGUUGAAGCUCCAGCACUAUCCAAAAAGCUUGCGUUCGCCAUAGACUGCGGUAGUGGUUGGGACUCGCGUUGUGCCGUGGUUUUUCCGUGUGUGUGUGUGUCUGAUAAUUUGUGUGGCAUUGGGAAAACAUAUUGUUUGGGUACGGUACUUUUCCCAAUAGCAGUAUUCCAAGUGUGAGGAAAAUCGAACGGCUCAGACACACUGGCAAUGGCUUAAAAAAGGCAGGAAGUGACGCACAUCGGACGCCAUCCGGCCACGGGCGGAAGUAACAGCUGCCAGUAUGGGAAACAAUUUGGUGCAAUCGAUAAACCAGCACUAGAGCAGCAGGUAGUGGUGCGAUUUGUGGGUGCGGUGCUGUGAGAGGUCCCUACGCUCAUGCCAAUCGGAGGUGACCGAACAAAGAACCGAGAUCCGAAACACAACAGUAGUACCAGCAGCCGGACGCAGGAAAGGAAGCACAUUUAAGGCCGACAUAGUAGCCGCCAACAGCAGCAUGUCCGUCAAGUUUGUCUGCCUGGUGGUGGUAGUGCUGGCCCUGUUUGGUGGCACGGCGACCAGUACGCUCGUCCACCGGGGUGGUCAGGCGGGGGAUGUUUUCACCAGCUCCUUUCUGGUGCGCUUCAAACGCAGCCUGGACAAGCAAUUGGUGCACGAAAUAGCAACGCGCAAUGGAUUUCAAAAUUUGGGCGAGCUUCCUGGCAGCAAUGGCAAGGAGUUUCACUUCAAGCAUACCACCCUGCCGCUAGUACGCACCAGGCGCAGCAUCUCCCAUACGCGAGUGCUUAAAAAGGAACCUCUGAUACACACGGCCGUACAGCAGCCCGGAUUUAAACGCGUGAAGCGUGGCUUCCGUCAUGCGGUCCCGUUGAACUACAUCCCGGACAAGGCACCCGGGUACGGCAGUGAAAAUGUACCGACCGAUCCGUACUUCCCGUUUCAAUGGUACUUGAAAAAUACAGGACAAAAUGGUGGCAAAGCCAAACUCGACCUAAACGUACUAGCUGCGUGGGACCAAGGCAUCACGGGAAAAAACAUUACGACCGCCAUCAUGGAUGACGGCGUUGAUUAUAUGCACGCGGAUCUGAAGUUUAAUUAUAACGCCGAAGCAAGUUACGAUUUCAGCAGUAACGAUCCAUUCCCAUACCCCCGGUAUACGGACGAUUGGUUCAAUAGCCAUGGUACGAGAUGUGCGGGCGAGGUCGCAGCUGCCCGGGACAACGGCAUCUGCGGUGUUGGUGUGGCGUACGAUUCGAAAAUCGCCGGCAUACGAAUGCUGGACCAACCGUACAUGACCGAUCUGAUCGAGGCGAACUCGAUGGGCCAUGAACCGCACAAAAUACACAUCUACAGUGCAUCCUGGGGACCGACCGACGAUGGUAAAACGGUCGACGGCCCGCGGAACGCAACGAUGCGAGCGAUCGUGCAAGGUGUGAACGAGGGCCGGAACGGGCUCGGUAACAUCUACGUGUGGGCUUCGGGGGAUGGCGGCGAGGAGGACGAUUGUAACUGUGACGGGUAUGCGGCAUCGAUGUGGACCAUUUCAAUCAACAGUGCGAUCAACGAUGGCCAGAAUGCACACUACGAUGAGAGUUGCAGUUCGACAUUGGCCAGCACGUUCAGUAAUGGAGCCAAGGACCCCAACACUGGUGUGGCCACCACUGAUCUGUACGGAAAGUGUACCACAACUCACUCGGGAACCAGUGCUGCUGCACCGGAAGCGGCCGGAGUUUUCGCACUAGCCCUGGAAGCGAAUCCAUCUCUGUCUUGGCGCGAUAUGCAACACUUGACAGUGUUGACCUCCAAGCGGAACUCAUUGUUCGACGCCAAGAAUCGAUUCCACUGGACGAUGAACGGUGUCGGGCUGGAGUUUAACCAUCUGUUCGGAUUCGGUGUCCUGGAUGCCGGUGCUAUGGUAGCGUUGGCAAAGAAAUGGAGAACCGUUCCGCCCCGAUAUCACUGUGAGGCCGGUGCAAUCACACAGAUACACCGGAUACCUUCGUCGGGUUCGCUGUACUUGCCAAUCAAGACAAAUGCUUGCAAAGGCACGGAUACGGAAGUACGCUACCUGGAACACGUGCAGGCCGUUAUUACCGCAAAUGCUAGCAGACGUGGUGAUCUCGAGCUAUUCCUAACGUCUCCAAUGGGCACACGAUCAAUGAUACUGAGCAAGCGGGCCAAUGAUGACGAUCGUCGGGAUGGCUUCACAAAAUGGCCCUUCAUGACGACUCACACCUGGGGCGAAUAUCCACAGGGCACAUGGAUGUUGGAGGCCACAUUCAAUUCGCAGGAAAGCCGUACCGGUUGGAUCAAGGAGUUUUCGCUCGUAUUGCACGGCACCAAGGAUCCACCGUAUCAGACCCUGUCACCAGCAUCGCCACACUCCAAGUUGGCGAUUGUAAAGAAAGCUCACGAAGAUAAGGACGGCAACUAAGAUGUAAUCUUUUUACCGUCUGCACAAAACAUGCAUACCAACCAAGUACACGUUCACACGUCCUCCUGCAUACACACACAAACAGACGUACACACAUAUACACGCACACACAAACUCUACAAAAUACGCUGCAAUGGUGUCUAUAGGAUGGCAACAUAGGGGCGCAUAUAUAGAUCUAUAUAUAUACAUAUAUAUAUAUAUAUAUUUAUACAUAUAAAUGUUUGUAGUAUUUAUGUUCGUGGGGAGGGGUAGCCCUAGAAGAAUAUCUUACCUAGAGAGCAGCUUUCCAUAAAACAUCUAAUCAAUGAAGCACGAACUAAACACAAGAUAAAUGCCCUACACCAACCUUCUAGGGUGGCACCAAAACAUAAACUCAAACCCGUUUCUUUGAACAAGGAAGCGUUAUCGAGCCCCGGGGUAACCGGAGUGGGAGGGAUUGAGGCGAGAGAUUGCUAGGGCACAGGGAAAGGCGCCAAACAGUGACGGGCCACUGGUUCUGAAUUGUUGUCUAUUUAUAUGUAGGAGACGGAAACAAGCACCCGUUAUUUCUAUGAAAGGUUCUAAAUUGGUUCCAUUCGGUUUCGUUGAUCCAUCCGUUCGUUAGUCCGUAUCAAGCUCCAUCAUUCGUCCUCGUAAGCGUAUUAAUUUGUAUAUAGACGUAUAAAAUACAAUGCAACUAUAUUUACUGAAAACUGUUUCACUGACAAGUCAUGAUUUUCUAAGCAUUGAAUAUGCACCGGUCGGAAACAAAGGGUUUAUACACUUGGUAAAUAUGUACUGUUCUCACGAUACCGAAUCAGCAGCAGCAGAAGCAGCACCAGCCGACAGCAGCAGCGUUGACGGCAGCAGCUGUAUCAUCAACACACAGUAAGAACAAUAACAUCGUCAGCUAAAUUCAUUAUGUGAACAAAUAAAUUUCAUCUUUGAUAAUAUAAAUAAAGGAAUGCAUUUGAACACCUA
Anopheles stephensi (Asian malaria mosquito) is the source of this 3446-nucleotide messenger RNA. RefSeq names its product neuroendocrine convertase 2 (gene amon). Gene Ontology annotation, biological process: protein processing. The record is from RefSeq and is a predicted model, not a curated record. Gene Ontology annotation, molecular function: serine-type endopeptidase activity. NCBI's taxonomy places the organism in Eukaryota, Metazoa, Arthropoda, Insecta, Diptera, Culicidae. The transcript is spliced from 11 exons. Bases 549 to 2486 code for a protein of 645 amino acids. Gene Ontology annotation, cellular component: Golgi membrane; trans-Golgi network.